Molecule: messenger RNA, 684 nt
Organism: Fragaria vesca subsp. vesca
Lineage: Eukaryota; Viridiplantae; Streptophyta; Magnoliopsida; Rosales; Rosaceae
Product: nuclear transcription factor Y subunit B-6-like
Exons: 2
Coding region: 1-684 (227 amino acids)
Biological process (GO): regulation of transcription by RNA polymerase II
Cellular component (GO): CCAAT-binding factor complex
Molecular function (GO): DNA-binding transcription activator activity, RNA polymerase II-specific; RNA polymerase II cis-regulatory region sequence-specific DNA binding; protein heterodimerization activity
Source: RefSeq, a predicted model, not a curated record
AUGGAACGGGGAGGUUUCCACGGCUACCAAAAGACCCAAAAUGCCAGCUCCGGGCUGACACUAUCGGAGAUCAACAUGAAGCUGGCUGAGAUUAACUACUCCACCAAGAAUAACGCUGCUAUCACAAACAAUGGUGGUGCUACUGAUGAUAACGAAUGCACCGUGCGAGAGCAGGACCGUUUCAUGCCGAUAGCCAAUGUGAUCAGAAUUAUGCGCAAGAUCCUGCCCCCGCAUGCCAAGAUCUCAGAAGACGCCAAGGAAACAAUCCAAGAGUGUGUCUCCGAGUACAUCAGCUUCAUCACAGGAGAGGCCAAGCGUUGCCAGCGCGAGCAGCGCAAGACAAUUACUGCCGAAGACGUUUUGUGGGCAAUGAGCAAGCUGGGGUUCGAUGACUACAUCGAGCCUCUCACUCUCUACCUCCACCGCUUCCGUGAGAUGGAGGGUGAUCGUGGCUCCAUGAGGGCCGAGUCGACUUUGAUCAAGACUACUGGUGGUACUAGGGCAGCAAUGACUGCGGCAGAAUACCAUGCAGCAGCUGCAGCAGGCUCUUUCGCAGCUGGCUUUGCUCCAUUUCAUCAUCACCAUGGUUUUUUCGGAUACUUGAAGAAUGGUGCUGGUACAUCUUUGUCCCAUCAGGCACUGGCUAAUGGUGAUCACCUGCAGGCAUCAUCACAUUCCCAGUAA